Molecule: messenger RNA, 600 nt
Organism: Brassica oleracea var. oleracea
Lineage: Eukaryota; Viridiplantae; Streptophyta; Magnoliopsida; Brassicales; Brassicaceae
Exons: 3
Coding region: 167-403 (78 amino acids)
Source: RefSeq, a predicted model, not a curated record
CAAGUGGGAUAAUUUAAUUUUGUCGUAUAAAUAACUCUUUAUUCAACAUUGUCGGCAAAAUUAUUCCCAUUUCUUUCUGAUAAAUUAGGGUUUGCGUAGUCUCAUCUCUCUUCCUCUCUUUCCUUCCUUCCCUGCGGGUAAUCUCGAAGCAGACACAGAGAGAGAGAUGGGUGGAGGAAACGCACAGAAAUCAAAGAUGGCUCGUGAGAAAAAUCUCGAGAAGGCAAGGCAGGCUGGGAAAGGAAGCCAAUUGGAAGCAAACAAGAAAGCUAUGUCGAUUCAGUGCAAGGUUUGUAUGCAAACAUUCAUCUGCACAACCUCGGAAGUGAAAUGCAGGGAGCACGCCGAGGCCAAGCAUCCCAAGGCAGACGUUGUCGCUUGCUUCCCACAUCUCAAGAAGUGAUGAAACUAUCAUCUCUCGCAAAAAAGGAUUCCAAUGUAAAUGUAUGGAUCCUUCUUCUACUAUGUUUGUAUCAUCAAGUGUCUUGUGUCAACAAGAUUAGUGGUUCUGUUUCUCUUUCUACUUAAAGACCUGUUUCAACAAUAAGUCUCUUGCUAUUAUAAUUAUAUCAUGAAUGGAACUUCUUUUGAUGGUUUUUA